Messenger RNA from Trichoderma asperellum CBS 433.97, 660 nucleotides. RefSeq lists its product as uncharacterized. The record is from RefSeq and is a predicted model, not a curated record. Gene Ontology annotation, cellular component: cytoplasmic stress granule. Gene Ontology annotation, biological process: mRNA splicing, via spliceosome. Lineage: Eukaryota; Fungi; Ascomycota; Sordariomycetes; Hypocreales; Hypocreaceae. Gene Ontology annotation, molecular function: mRNA binding.
AUGCCCAAGCCAGACUUCCCUCGUACGCCCGAGCAAUUGCGAUCGGUUCGCCUCGUCAAUCUACCUGAUGGAACAACUUACAGCGAUAUCGCAGACGUUAUUAGAGGUGGAUUGGUGUACGAGUUUUACAUCACCCAUGGCGCGGCUACCGCCACCAUCACCUUUGUAGAGGCCGCAUCUGCCGAGGUUUACUUUGCACACGUUCGUAAUAACGGCCUAUUCCUCAAAAACAAGAGAGUCGGUAUCCGCUGGUCUCAACGCUACCAGACCAUCCCUGGCCAUCACGCCAACCGAAUCGCCAAAGGCGUCACUCGCAACAUUGUCCUCCGUAAAUGCGGCCCCAACCACACAGAAGCCUCUGUCCGCGAGGAUCUCGAACACAUCCACAACCUCGAGGUUGUCAACGUCGAGUUUCGAGGUGGGGAUUGCCACAUUGGCACCAACUCUGUUGCGAGCGCCAUGUAUGCGCGAACCUGCAUGACAAGCCGGCUCAAGUACAAAACCAGCCGAAUUGAGUGGGAUGUCGACGAGUGUGCCCAGCCUUUGAGCGAAAUGCCCAGCACGCCUGACCAAUGCGCCCCGAGCUCUGCCGUCCCCCAGCGUCAAGUAAGGGUCAGAACGCCCAACCGCUUCCAAGUUCUCGCUUCCAAGGAAGAAUGA